UAACUCUUGUCUCCAUUUAAUAAUUAAUAGCUUUUUGCUGGGUAGAUUUUGAUAACGAAAUUCCACGAAGCGCCAAUAGCAAAAUUGAAAGUAAUUCCAUGAAGAGUUUAUUGACUGAAACUAACCAACUCGCAUAUUUGUUUCUCGUUCACGCGGCGUCGCUUUUCUAUGGUAUAAUUGGAAUAAUAAUUAAAGGAAGUAUACAAAAUGAGCGAAGAAAAGAAAGAAGUGAAAAGAUUGUCAGCAAGCAGGUUGAAAAUGUUUGACAAAACCGACGCGGUUGCACCUGUGAGUCCAAGACUCAAACCUAAAAAAGACAAUCAAAACAAAACAGCGUCUUUGUCACCAACGAAGACGAGUAGCUUGCAGGUAUUACAAGAAACGUCGUUGCCUGAUAACCCGAUUUUCCAUGCUCCUAUGGUAUUAGUUUCCACAGACAAUGGUAAAACAACUUGCAAUCAAACAACAUUAUCAAAACUGAGAGAAAUUCAGCAACCGCUGAACAUUGUUUCUGUCGUUGGAACACUUAGAACUGGAAAAUCUUUUUUAUUGAAUAAACUAGCAAGACCCGAUGCAGUGCGUACAGGAGCGUGCUUUGAGAUCGGACAUACCACAGAUGCUGUAACAAAAGGGAUAUGGGUUAUGUGUCGACCUCAUCCUACCAAAGAAAAUCAAGUUCUUGUCUUACUGGAUACAGAGGGGAUAGAUGACCCAGACAAGGUUGAUAUUGAAGACGACAAAAAUCUGUUCAUACUUGCCACACUAUUGUCAAACACAUUAGUAUACAACACACGAGGAAACUUCGAUAAAACCACCAUUGAUAAAUUUAAAUUUUUAAAUAAAAUCAAAACAUCAAUUCAAGUAAAUGGCACUGAAGAAGACGAUUCCAUUCUUGAUUUCUUUUUUCCAAAUUUUGUUCUAACAUUAAGAGACGUGACUCUAGACAUUAAAGCAAAAGACGCAGAUACUUUUCUGGAGGAAAAAUUGAAUAUGAAAAGUGGUACCAAUCUUUCUGAAGAAGCACUGAAAGAGUACAACCUUCCAAGGAUGCUUGUAAGGCGGUACUUCAAGAAAAGGAAAUGCUUCUUGUUCAGAAAACCGGUGAAAAGCGGCCUACUUAAGGAACUGUUGACUUUAGAUGAGUCAAAGCUCAAAGAAGAAUUCCGACAAUCGCUUGAAGGGUUCCGUAGCUAUAUCUUUUCGUGUAAACCAAAAUCACUUAAGUCUGGAAAGGCCAUUAAUGGGAGAAUGUUUUGUUCCCUAGUGCUAAAAUAUGUUCAGUCCAUUCGGGGUGGAGAUUCCCCAUGUUUGACAAGUGCAAUGGUGUUAAUGGCAGCUUUAGAAAACACCUAUGUAGUUGAAAAAGCCUCAGAAGAAUAUAGAGCCGAAAUGAAGAGGCGUAUAGGCUCUCAUAUACCGAGUGAAAAGGGUCUUAUAAACUAUCAUAAGGAAAGCAUGCAUGCGGCGCUUGAAGUGUUGAAAGCUGGACUCAUCAUUGACGACGAGCAAAUAUAUGAAGAAAAGGCAAUGACUUGCUUCAAAGAACAAUUUGAAAAAUUCAAAGAAAUUGUAAAGAAGGAUGUCGAGGCAAAAUGCUGCCAAUUACUUGGACGGCUUGAUAUGAUGAAAAUUCAAAUGAAGAUAAAGAAUCGAAAAUAUUGCACACCGACAGGAUAUGAUGAGUACAUGAAAGAUCUAGACACACUGAUAAAACAAUACAACAGAGAAGCUGGAUACAUGGGUUCUGUUGCUUUGUUAGCUUUGCAAGAAUUUCUCGCUAAGAAGACAUCUGAAGAGGAAGCAGUGUUUUGCAUGGUUCAAGAAGCACUUGGUGGCAAAGAAGGACCGGAAAGAAAAAAUAUGAAACGCCUGAGCGUGUUCAGAGAAAAAGAUGCAGACAUUAUGAAAGAAGAGGAAGAGGUUGAAGAAGCGAUCCGAGCAGAUAUUGAAAUGCUGCAGAGGAAUGGUCUUCAGAAUAUCGGAGAUCAAUAUCUUGACAUGCUUACAUCAAAAAUAGAAGAAAUAGAUAGAGUAAAAAAAGAACUUACUCGUGAUAAUUCAUAUUAUAAAAAAUUAUGUAAAGAAACCGACCACUGGAAAAAUGUUUUUGAGAACGCGACAUUCAGUUUGUCCCACUAUAAGAGACAGCUAAAACCCAUUGCUGGACAACAGAGUACGGAUAUGCAAGCCACUGUUUAUGAAGAGCCUUGGAAUGAUGUGAUAGGCCCUCUUUGGAAAAAAGCUGUCGAGAGAAGUGAUUCAAAAGACGAUGGUGACCUGUCAUCAGGAGAAGCAAAAGGUGAACGAAUACCGCCAGAGGGAAGUGAAGCAGUUCAAACAUAUAGCGACACACCUCGCAAUAACGUUCGGAAAAUAAGAGAUAAAUGUAACAUUUCUUAAGACGAAAA
This is a messenger RNA of Ruditapes philippinarum (Manila clam), 2408 nucleotides long. Its product is annotated as guanylate-binding protein 1-like. The transcript has 12 exons. Bases 208 to 2400 code for a protein of 730 amino acids. Gene Ontology annotation, molecular function: GTPase activity; GTP binding. Lineage: Eukaryota; Metazoa; Mollusca; Bivalvia; Venerida; Veneridae. The record is from RefSeq and is a predicted model, not a curated record.